Molecule: messenger RNA, 1622 nt
Organism: Epinephelus lanceolatus (giant grouper)
Lineage: Eukaryota; Metazoa; Chordata; Actinopteri; Perciformes; Serranidae
Gene: hspb8
Product: heat shock protein b8
Biological process (GO): cellular response to unfolded protein
Cellular component (GO): protein folding chaperone complex; cytoplasm; nucleus
Molecular function (GO): protein homodimerization activity
Source: RefSeq, a predicted model, not a curated record
GAAACCACCGUCAAGUAUAAAACCCACAGCCAGAAGGGUUUCGCUUUUUCAGUAAUAGCAGAGUAAUACUUUACAGCUUGUUGUUGGAUCAGCGGGUUGCGUAACGGUGAUGCGUAAAAUCCAAAAGAGAUAAAGCUUAAUCACGCGUAUAUAUAGUAGUAGUUUUUUUUUUCUAAGGGAAAACUUUUGGUUGGAGGUUGUUUUGAACAAGCAGAGCUUUAAAGUGGUCUUGAACUCGGCUGGACAUGGCAGAGGGAGACUUCUACACGAUGGGGAACCGGCAGAGGUUUCCCAGGGAUCCGUUUGGAGAGUCACCGUUCAGAGAUCAGUCUCCGUUCAGGGACCAGCUCGCGUCUCGGUUUAUGGACGAUGACUUUGGGAUGUCCCCUUUCCCCGACGACCUGUCAAUGGACUGGCCGGGCUGGGCUCGGCCGGGCCGCCUCAGCACGCGCCUCAGCCCCUCGCCCUUCGGCAGCAGUUUACGCACAGGUUUCCCCCCGCGCCAGUCCGCGGGAGGCCCCACGCUGUACACGAGCAGGUACGGGGAGCCCUCCUCGCGGAGCUCGCCCACCACCACCGGGGGGGAGCCCUGGAAAGUUUGCGUGAACGUCCACAGCUUCAAACCGGAGGAGUUAAACGUGAAAACGAGAGACGGAUUUGUAGAAGUGUCAGGAAAACAUGAAGAGAAGCAGGAAGAAGGCGGCAUAGUGACAAAGAAUUUCACAAAGAAGAUACAGAUCCCGAUAGAUGUGGACCCUCUGACCGUUUUCGCCUCCUUGUCCCCCGAGGGCGUCCUCAUCAUCGAAGCUCGGCAGACGCCUCCCUAUUACCUCUUCAGCAACGAGGGCUCACAGGGUGGAGACGCACAGGAGGUGGAGCCCCUCAAGCCCCAAGAGGCCCCUAUGGUCUAACCCCCACUCCCCCAUGUCCUCACUAACAUAACAAAUCAUCCUGCACAGUUGAUUACAAGUUUGAUAAUGACAUGUGUGGCCUUCAGCUUUAUGUUGUUAGACACCUGGAUUGAAAAUGUGUAAAAUAUGUCAGGGGGAAGUGUUUGACGUCCUGAUAGAGUGCUGCAGGGAUGAUGUUUAUUUAUAGGCUAACCUAGAAGUUAGCAUCGCCCUGGUUCCCUCAACAAAGAGCCAAUGUGACUUUUUCAUUGGAUUUUAGAUUAUUACAGGAAAUAAGCUCAGUGGCAAACAAAAGUUUAUGAAACUUGCACGUUUUGUUUAGCAAAAUAAGCACUCUCCAGAGAAAAUAUGCAGUCUCCAGUCUCACAAAGCUAACUAUACCACAGUCACCAGGGCCACACCGUCAGGAGAGACAAACCACACGUAUGUUUGGGGCUCCCCUAAAAAGUUGGGAAAGGGCCCCUGAUGGCCACUGAUACUGGUACAUUUUCCAAUGACAACUACAAACCCAGCUGCGCCCCAGUGGUGCAGUGGUUAGCAUUGUCUCCUCACAGCAAGAGGACUCCUUGUUGGUUCGAACACCUUGAGUUUGCAUGUUCUCCCCAUGUCAGUGUGGGUUUCCUCAGGUACUCCGGCUUCCUCCCACAGUCCAAAGACAUGCAGGUUAAUUGGUGACUCUAAAUUGUCCGUAGGUGUGAAUGUGAGUGUGAA